Molecule: messenger RNA, 1368 nt
Organism: Camarhynchus parvulus
Lineage: Eukaryota; Metazoa; Chordata; Aves; Passeriformes; Thraupidae
Gene: ABHD15
Product: abhydrolase domain containing 15
Molecular function (GO): short-chain carboxylesterase activity; monoacylglycerol lipase activity
Source: RefSeq, a predicted model, not a curated record
AUGCUGUCCCCGGAGGGUUUGGUGGCCGCAGCCGCGGUGCUCAUGGGGCUGGCCCUCCUAGCUUGGUGCCUUUGGGCAGGGAGGCUGGAGGUGCCUGGAGACGUGGGAGAGGAGGAUGAGAAGGAGGAGGAGGAGGAGGGGAUCCCCUUCAUGGCCGAGGAGGGCUCGGGGCACUGCCGGCUGCUGUGCAAGCCCUCGGCUCUGGCCCAGCACCUGGUGCGGAGCUUGGGGCGCUCGGCGGCGCUGCGGGGGGGACGCUGGCUGUGGCCGUGCUGGCCCCGGCUCCAGAUGCUGUGGCAGCUCCUGCAGCCACCUGAGCCGGAGCCGAUGGUGGCCCGUGAGCUCCUGCAGCUGUCCGACGCUGGGCUGGUAGCCCUGGACUGGUUGGUGGGGCCGUGGGGGGGUUCGGGUGGCGGCAGGGGGGUCUCCAGCCCGGUGCUGCUGCUCAUUCCCAACGCUGCCGGGAAGGUGACGGGGGGGCUGCUGCAGCUGGGGCUGCGGGCGCUGGAGCGGGGCUUCAUCCCCGUCAUCUUCAACCGCCGGGGCCACAAUGGCUGCCCCCUGACCACCCCCCGGCUCCAGCCCUUCGGGGAUCCCGGGGACCUGCGGGAGGCUGUGACCUACCUGCGGUGCCGGCACCCCUCUGCCUCUCUGCUGGCCGUCAGCGAGGGCUCGGGCUCGGGGCUGCUGCUCGCCUACCUGGGCGACGGCUCCUCCAGCCGCCUGGCCGCCGCCGCCUGCCUCUCCCCCAUCUUCCGUGGCCGGGACUGGUUUGAGGCCACGAUGCCCUGGCUUUACGAGUGGCCGCUGCUCCUCCACCUCAAGCAGGGAUUGAGCAGGUACGCGGGGGCCCUGGCCGAGGUGGUGGACACGGACAGGCUCCUGGGCAGCCGCUCGCUGCGGGAGCUGGAGGAAACGCUCUUCUGCCGGACUCGGAGCCGCCCCACCAGCUGGGAGAGCUACUGGGAGCGCAACGAGCCCCUGCGCGACGCGGACGAGGCGGCGGUGCCGGUGCUGUGCCUCUGCAGCGCCGAUGACCCCGUGCGCGGCCCGCCGGCCCGCAGCCUGCCCCGGGAGCUCUUCCGCAGCAGCCCCUACUUCUUCCUGCUGCUGACCCCGCACGGGGGGCACUGCGCCUUCCCCCGCCGGGGGCCGGGGCGCUGCUGGGCCCACGAGGCCGUGCUGGAAUAUUUCAGGGCCAUGGCCGAGUUCCUGCGGAUGGAGGAGAGGAGGAAGGGGCUGCCGCGGCCCCGCAGGUGGGGCGGUUCCCCGGUCGAGCCCCCCGUGUUCACCUGGCAGAGGUCCUACACGCGGUAGCGCCCCUGGGGCAGGGUCUCACAAAGGCAGGCAGACACUCCGUGUACUAAA